AUAUAUGUUAUGAACUCGUGGUAUAAGCAUAUACGUACUCAGUAAACCCAAGUAAGGUGAUAAAGAAUUCGAUAUAAAUUAGUAUAAAAUAAGAAGAAAAGAGGAUGAUAGGUAUUUUAAAUGAAUCCGAUAGUGAAGAUGAGUUGCCUCCUGGAUGGGAAGAAAUGACAACUCCUAAUGGAAAUGUCUACUAUGUAAAUCAUUAUACAAAGGGCACACAAUGGACACACCCUAGAACUGGUCGAACAAAGACUGUUGGGGGAGAACUGCCAAAUGGAUGGGAAAAACGUGUGUCAGAAGAUGGUCAAGUCUUAUUUGUUGAUCAUAUGAAUCAUACAACAACAUAUACUGAUCCUCGGCUUGCAUUUGCUACAGAAUAUAGAGAAUCAUCACAGCCUAUAAGACAACGUUUUGAUAGUAGUAGCACGGCAUUGUCUGUUUUACAUGGUCGAGACUUAAGGGGUAAACUUGCCAUAGUUACAGGUGCCAAUACUGGGAUAGGAUUUGAAACAGCUAGAUCAUUAGCUCUACAUGGAUGUAAAGUUAUCUUAGCUUGUAGAGAUCUAGAAAAAGGUGCAGAAGCAGUACGAAAAAUACAACAAGAAAGAGAAAAUGUUAUGUGUGAAACAUUACACUUGGAUCUGUUAUCAUUAUAUAGUGUUAGAGAAGCAGCUGAGGAAUUUAAGCAAAAAUAUAGAACUUUAAAUAUUCUUAUUUUAAAUGCUGGUGUCUUUGCAAUUCCGUAUGAACUUACAAAAGAUGGUUUUGAAACAACAUUUCAAGUAAAUCAUCUUUCUCAAUUUUACUUUACUCUUUUAUUAGAAGGACCACUACAAAAUUGUCAUAAUUCCAGAGUAGUGAUAGUUUCAAGUGAAUCACACAGAUUUGCAACUUUACGAAAAGUAGAAGAUUUUCAUCGAUUAAUUUUAUCUCCUCCUCCAUAUAAGUAUUGGUUUAUGGAAGCAUAUAAUAAUUCAAAACUGUGUAAUAUCUUGUUUGCACAAGAAUUAGCAAAACGGUGGCCUUCUGUAAAUGUCUUUUGUUGUCAUCCUGGUAAUAUGGUUUCUUCUUCAUUAUGUCGUUAUUCAUGGAUGUUCCGAUUUAUGUAUAUGCUAGUACGACCUUUUACAAAAUCACUGCAACAAGCUGCUAGUACAUCGGUUUUCUGUGCGAGUGCACCAGAAUUGGAAGGGAUAACUGGAUGUUAUUUCAGUAAUUGUUAUCGUUGUGAACCAUCAAAAACUGCAUUAAACCCUGCACUAGCAGAAAGAUUAUGGUUUGUUAGUGAAAAAAUGUUUGUUAAUGUUAUGAAAAACAGGAAACUUCAAGAAAAACUUAAUUUGAAAUGAAAAAUAUUAUUAUAAAGUAUUGUUUUAAAUGAACAGAAAACAUGAAUUCAAAAAAUAUUUUAAUCAAUCAAAAAUUUUUAAUAGAUUUGAUAUAUUAAUAAGAAAUUUCUAUCUAUUUUUAUCACAAAUUCUAUAUUCAAUAUAUUUGGUUUCAUAUCUUUUAUACUUUAAUACAUUUGUUCCUAAAUUCUAUAUAUGAUCGUAUAAGAAGCUAUUUAUGUAUUGGGUUGCUUGGAAAGUUCCUUCUAAUUUUUAAGAAAAAUUCAAACGUAGCACAUUUAAAUUUCGAUAUACAUUUGUUGAAUUAUAUAGCUGCCAUUUUGUUCCACGAUCAUCCUCCAUCUUUCAAUCAACUUGAAUAUUCCAUCCUUCCAGAAUUUCUUAGGUUUUUCAGCAAAAAACUUUGCAAUAUAAUUUUUCAGGUUGACCAAAGAGUUAAAGUUUUUGCCAUUAAGAGAAUUUUGUAAUGAUCUAAAUAGGUAAACAUCUGAGGGUGCAAUGUCUGCUGAAUACGGUGUGUGGGUUAGCAUAUCCCAACCAAGCUACAACAGCUUUUGUCAAGUAGUCAAAGAUACAUGAGGCCGUGCAUUGUCCCGAUGAGACACCCUUCUGAUUCGCUAGUUCUGGGCGUUUUUGUUCAAUUGCUGUCUGUAAUUUGUCUACUUGCGAUUAAUACUUUCCCAAAUGGUGUUUCUCAUUGCGUUUAUAGAGCUAAUCGCAAAUGGAAAUGCGAUCCAUAAAAUCUUUUUCUGUUAGAUUGUGGGGAACCUAUACAUCAAAACGGUUUAUAUAGCCAAGAUCACAAAAUGUUCGUGAAUAGUAGAUUUUGGUAUAUUUAACGUUUCUGCUAAUUCACAUGUCGUAUAGCAUAAGUUAUUCUCGACCAGUGUUUUGAUCUGAUCUUCAUCAAUGGUGGAGAGUCUACCCGGGCAUUCUUGACCUUCAAGAUUUAAAUCAGCUUUAAGUCUAGCAAACCACUACCGCACAGUUCUUUCUGAUAUAGCACCGUUACCAUAAACAGCGCAUAUCUAGUUCGCUACUUAUGUGACAUUUUUACCCUUCCAUAUUUAAGAGCAUAUAAAACUAACAAAAGUUAAUAUAUUCCAACCAAACUCUUUUCUAAAGAUGCCUGAAAUAUCAUCUUUUAGAAUAUGGACACAUGUCAUUUGUUUUAAGAUAUUCUGAUAUAUUUAAACCUGUUGUAAUGUCACCUACCGAAAGCAGAACAAACUUUCCAGACAACUCAAUACAUUAAAAACAUAUAUCUAUGUAUAUUAGUUGGUGUGUAAGAAAAAAGCUUCUUUCCUAAACUUUUGGAAGAUUUCAUGUCUUAAAAUGAAAUAUGUAAAAAUAAAAGAAUUAUACAAACUUU
Messenger RNA from Bombus pyrosoma, 2721 nucleotides. RefSeq names its product WW domain-containing oxidoreductase (gene Wwox). Lineage: Eukaryota; Metazoa; Arthropoda; Insecta; Hymenoptera; Apidae. The coding region runs from base 105 to 1349 and encodes 414 amino acids. The transcript has 7 exons. The record is from RefSeq and is a predicted model, not a curated record. Gene Ontology annotation, molecular function: protein binding.